This is a messenger RNA of Lampris incognitus (smalleye Pacific opah), 3028 nucleotides long. Its product is annotated as lissencephaly-1 homolog B. The record is from RefSeq and is a predicted model, not a curated record. The transcript has 11 exons. Bases 415 to 1647 code for a protein of 410 amino acids. Gene Ontology annotation, cellular component: nuclear envelope; neuronal cell body; cytoplasmic microtubule. Gene Ontology annotation, molecular function: dynein complex binding; microtubule plus-end binding. Lineage: Eukaryota; Metazoa; Chordata; Actinopteri; Lampriformes; Lampridae. Gene Ontology annotation, biological process: establishment of mitotic spindle orientation; brain morphogenesis; germ cell development.
GGGGCGAAUGCGGUGGUACCAGAGAGGAGAAAGACCUGACCGGGUGAUGUGAAAACUCUCUUUUCAGACCAAAACCACAGAUUUCCAACUUCCCGUUUUGACGCUACCGGGAACUAUGAGACACGCCAUUCGGCAGAAGGUCGUGGGCAGGUGUGAUUGGUGAGUUUCUCUCCUUGGACCAUCUGAUUUCUUGGUGGCGCUUCAUCCAGAUUAUUGACCGAUAGCCAGCCCCGUGUUGCCGAUCCACCUAUCUUGACGUGGCAGCGUGUUGCCACAUUUGAGUUUCUGAAAGCGAGCGCAAACCCAGGAACCAGAGGACUCCCAGCCACACACCUCCUACACACCCCUGCUCCCCCUACCCUUUAUCCUUACCCCCACCUCCCCCAGAGGGAGAAAACAGAAACCACAUCCACCAUGGUGCUGUCACAGAGACAACGAGAUGAACUAAACCGGGCUAUAGCAGACUAUCUUCGUUCUAAUGGUUAUGAAGAGGCUUACUCCACCUUCAAGAAGGAGGCAGAAUUAGACAUGAAUGAAGAGGUUGAUAAAAAGUAUGCAGGCCUUUUGGAAAAGAAAUGGACCUCUGUCAUCAGAUUACAGAAGAAGGUAAUGGAGUUGGAGUCAAAGCUGAAUGAGGCAAAGGAGGAGAUGACACAUGGUGGUCCUGUAGGCCAGAAGAGGGACCCCAAAGAGUGGAUCCCACGUCCUCCAGAGAGAUACGCCCUGAGUGGGCAUCGUGCACCCGUUACACGCGUCAUAUUCCACCCUGUCUUCUCUGUCAUGGUCACAGCCUCUGAGGAUGCCACCAUUAAGGUGUGGGACUAUGAAGCUGGGGACUUUGAGCGAACCCUAAAGGGCCAUACAGACUCUGUGCAGGACAUCUCUUUUGAUCAGACAGGAAAGCUACUGGCCUCAUGUUCAGCUGACAUGAGCAUCAAACUGUGGGACUUCCAGGGAUUUGAGUGUAUCCGAACAAUGCAUGGACACGACCACAAUGUGUCUUCUGUAGCGAUCAUGCCCAAUGGAGACCACAUAGUAUCUGCCUCCAGAGACAAGACCAUCAAGAUGUGGGAGGUUGCAACUGGGUACUGCGUGAAAACAUUUGCAGGCCACAGGGAGUGGGUGAGGAUGGUGCGUCCCAACCAGGACGGGUCCUUGAUCGCCAGCUGCUCCAAUGACCAGACGGUGCGCGUGUGGGUGGUUGCUUCAAAGGAAUGCAAAGCCGAGCUGCGGGAGCAUGAACAUGUAGUGGAGUGUAUUGCUUGGGCCCCUGACAGCGCCCACCCAACCAUCCUAGAGGCUACGGGCUCUGAGAAUAAGAAGAGUGGGAAGCCUGGCCCCUUCCUCCUCUCUGGAUCCAGAGAUAAAACGAUUAAGAUGUGGGAUGUCAGCACUGGCAUGUGCCUUAUGACUUUGGUGGGUCAUGACAACUGGGUGCGUGGGGUGUUGGUGCAUCCUGGAGGCAGGUUCAUAGUGAGCUGUGCUGAUGACAAAACUCUGAGGAUCUGGGACUACAAGAACAAACGCUGCAUGAAGACCCUGUGUGCCCAUGAACACUUUGUAACCUCUUUGGAUUUCCACAAGACGGCUCCUUACGUUGUAACGGGUAGCGUGGAUCAGACGGUCAAAGUCUGGGAGUGCCGCUAAGACUGCCUCAAAAACCCGCUCUACUCCCCCGAUUCCCUCCCACCUCCCUCCAACAGCAGCCCUAUAACUCUGGCUUACCCCCUCCCCCCAAUCCCUCCUCCUCUUCCCCCUGCACCACAGUCCUAUUCCCUUUGCCCCUACGCCCACCCAAGCCCUCACCUCUUGCACUCCAUACCAUAGUUUACCCAAGCUCUUCCCCUCCUCUCCCUAAUACCUUUCCCUUCUUUUCCCCUAACGUGCUCCUCCCCUAAACCAGUCCAGCCCUAUUAAGAUGGCUAUUGUCCUUUUAUGUAAAUUAUUCUGGAUGUAGGGUACGCUUAAUGUCACGCAAUCUCUUGACACAUAAACACACUCAAAACGUAAGAAGUAUUCCUUGCAUGGUGAGUCAAACAAGAAAAAAAAGUUGUAUACUGUUGAAUUUGCCUAAUUUGCAUACUGUUGUCAUGACUUCCUAUCGGGUCAAAGGGUAAAUAUCCUUGUGUGCUGGCGCAGGUGGAUUCUGGGUAGCUGACAGUGCACGAAAAAUCAAUUGCAUCCCUUGUCGAAGGGGUUCAUGAAGUUUUUGUUUAGUUUUGUUUAAUUUCAUACCUCCACUGUCGCGGUCUGUCGCUGGAUGGGUGGUGAGAGAGAGGGUGUGAGGGGAAAUAGACGUAAACGAAAGGGAAGAAGGGAGGUUUCUAUGACUAUGAGACGAUGCGGGGGGGUAUCUGAAAGUUGUAGCAGAUGCGGCCCAUCAGUCAAGUCAUAUGAGUGGUGCUGUGGGUGAGCAUGUGUGUGUGUGUGUGUGGAUGCCUGUACUUUGUGUGCGUGCGUGUAUCCGUCUUUGUAUGUUCAUUAUGACAGGAGAAUGGCUACUCCGCCGUCUCUCCUCCGAUAAUCCCGAGGGAAGGGUGUCCGACGAGAGAAGGCGGGAGGCGAACUUCUCACCCACUGUGUUCAUUCAUACUACUUUAUCUCUGUAACAACUUGCUUUUUAGUAGACACUCACAGGACCUUAAUGAUCCCUAUGCUGCUGACAGCACACACACCCCCUAGAGAAGGUGUGUUUGCGUUUUACAGAGGAAACAGCCUGCUCACCUUUACGUGAGGUCUGCGCGCGCGCGUGUGUGUGUGUGCGUGUGUGUGUGUGUGUGUGUGCAUUGCCCCAGAGAAUCCCCCAGUGCCCUCUCGCUCGCUAACUCUUUGCCUUGUUAACCCAAUGAGGGCUUUCUCACACGGGAUUUUCAUUCUGCUUUCUGUGGUUUCACUGCUCUCUUUAUGCACACAUACCGCACAUACACUCUCAAGUUCACAUACACACGCACAGGAAAAAAAAAACGUGUAUCAAUAUAUCUGGAUGUCAUUGUUUGCAACAUAAUGAAAUAAAAAUCUGUAAAUAUAA